GCCGCACCGCAUGACGUCACCGUGGGUGGCGCGUGAUGGCGGAUGUCAACGAGAUCGACACGAUGAAACACUUUCAGGGAGGUUUCGAGAAAGUCGACAAAGAAAUGAGUCGCUAUCCCUACUGUAUCGUGUGGACACCGAUCCCGGUACUGACGUGGUUUUUGCCAUUCAUUGGACACAUGGGCAUCUGCACCUCUACGGGGGUCAUCAGAGAUUUCGCAGGGCCAUACUUUGUAUCAGAGGACAACAUGGCCUUUGGAAAACCAACAAAAUACUGGAGGCUGGAUAAGAAUCGGGUGUACAGUGGAGGGGUUAAUGGCUGGGAUGUAGCUGUGCAUGAGGCGUCUGAGGAAUAUAAAUCUAGAAUGCACAAUCUGUGUUGUGAUAACUGUCACUCACAUGUAGCCAUGGCUCUGAAUCUCAUGUGCUAUGACAACAGCUCUUCAUGGAAUAUGGUCAAUCUCUGUUUACUGUCCUUCAUUUACAGUAAACAUGUCAGUUUCGUGGGGUUCCUGAAGACCUGGCUGCCGUUCCUGAUGAUCUGUGGGGUCAUGGUGACGAUCUCUCUCGCCGUUCACCUGCGAUGACUCACAUGACAGCUGACACCAGCGUCAGACAUGAACUGAAACAUUGAGCAGCAGCCGUACGGCCGUCUGACAGUCACAGAGAAUCCGAUCUGUACUCUGUUCUAUCACACAGACUGAGCUGAGAACACACGCAGACUGUCAGUACCGUGAUAAAUGAGUGGAUUACAGGGUUGUUUUCAUCUCUGCUUAGAUAAACCUCUUCAUGUCAUGUAAUCAUAUCACAUGAACUUUUUUUGCUGAGAAACAGAUUUGUUGUGUGUUUCUAGAACGCUCACAGACAGAUCGGUUUGCUUUUAAUACGCUCAGUUAUUUUUUUAUGUUUGUAAUGUUCAUUUAUAAUAUACGAUUAAAGUCCCCAUGCACCGGAAGUUGCGAUCAUUUUUACUUCCGUAUUUUGACGCAUUUCCAGUGAAAUGGAAUUUUAAAUGAGAAAAAUAGUGGGCGUGGCUUUAGUCUUCUCUGCGAUUUGAUCGGAUGUGUAAAAACAGCCGUUGCAUUUUUAAAUGGCACUGGCAGCAGACUGACAGUUGAAGGGGAGGAGUUAACGGAUGCUCCGCCCAAGCCGUCUAACAUACGUCAUUUAAGAGGGAUAGUCAUAACAGGAAGGAAGUGCGUUUUCAGAUUUGAACUGAAGAUUAUGAGGGCAAACGAUUUUUAAAAAGAGAACGAGCCACACAUUGAUAAACUAUUGACAAUAAACG
Molecule: messenger RNA, 1288 nt
Organism: Triplophysa rosa
Lineage: Eukaryota; Metazoa; Chordata; Actinopteri; Cypriniformes; Nemacheilidae
Gene: tmem222a
Product: transmembrane protein 222a
Exons: 6
Coding region: 36-587 (183 amino acids)
Source: RefSeq, a predicted model, not a curated record